Rosa rugosa (rugosa rose) is the source of this 1000-nucleotide messenger RNA. RefSeq lists its product as uncharacterized. The transcript is spliced from 6 exons. Gene Ontology annotation, molecular function: RNA binding; structural constituent of ribosome. The record is from RefSeq and is a predicted model, not a curated record. Gene Ontology annotation, cellular component: mitochondrion; ribosome. Gene Ontology annotation, biological process: translation. NCBI's taxonomy places the organism in Eukaryota, Viridiplantae, Streptophyta, Magnoliopsida, Rosales, Rosaceae. The coding region runs from base 244 to 723 and encodes 159 amino acids.
ACACGAGCUGAUCCCCAAAUCACUCAAACAGCCUCCUCAGUCCUCCCAGACUCUUCACUCUCAAUCCCAAUCCCUUACUUGAAAAGUUGAUAAAAUCAUGAAGAGCCCAUAAGUUUUCUCAAGAAUUUGGUUCUAAAGGAGGCUAUUUGCAGAAUUGGAGCAAGAUUUGAAGAGAGUUGGAGAGUUGUAGUUCGAUACUUCGAUUUGAAGAAAAGGAGUUCAAGAUAGCUGAUUUUGUUUCAAAUGGGUUGGAAAGCAGCUGAGAAACUUAUUAGGCACUGGAAGGUUCUUAGAGGAGACAAUGUGAUGAUCAUAAGAGGCAAAGACAAGGGUGAGACCGGUGUCAUCAAGCGAGUCAUUCGCUCUCAGAAUCGUGUAAUUGUGGAGGGCAAAAAUCUGGUAAAGAAACAUAUCAAGCAAGGCCAAGGUCAUGAAGGCGGGAUAUUCACUGUCGAAGCUCCUCUUCAUGCCUCAAAUGUGCAAGUUGUUGAUCCAGUAACAGGGAGGCCUUGUAAGGUUGGCGUUAAUUAUCUUGAGGAUGGAACAAAAGUUAGAGUAGCAAGAGGCACAGGAGCAUCGGGAUCUAUAAUCCCUCGACCUGAAAUCUUGAAGAUGAGGACUACCCCAAGACCUACCGUUGCUGGUCCAAAGGAUACUCCUAUGAAUCUUGUGUUGGAGAAGACAUAUGAUGCCAAAACAGGAAAGGGCAUGCCUGAACUUUGAGAGAACUAGUUUUAAUGUCAAUGCAGGUCAGAUGGAAAAUUUUGCAGAAGAAAGAUGGCAGCCAUAUUAGUUGUCGUAGUCCGGCGAAUGACCAAGAAUUUCUUGUACUGAACUUCUGCUUCAAUUCGUAUUUUCGUUGGAAUAUUGUACAAACUACAUGGCCAAAUUACCAGUUUGCUAUAGGAACUUCUUAGAUUCAAGGCCAUGAGUUCACGAACAACCAUUAUGAAUCACUCUGAAUAAUAGUAUGAAGCGUAUUGGUUUUCAAACAAGAGAA